GCACACCUUCUGAGACCAUGUUUACAACGUCAAGUUCCUGAAUCCUUUAUUGUAAAGUCGAAUUUUUCUGAGGAAAAACUUAGGCCUACAAUUUGUCUAUAAUUGCUAGUGAUAAAAUGAGCGUAUUUAAAGCUGUUAUAAAAUCGAUAGAAGAAAAUGACUCGAAAAAGUUACAUAAAUUGCUUCAAAGGAAAUCGACAUUAAAUUUACAGGAUUUAAAUGAGGCACUUCUUUUUGCCGCAUCUAAUGGAAAAGAAGCUUGCAUAAUAGAAUUAUUGGACGUGCAAGUUGAUCCAAAUUCUACCGACUUAAACAACAAAACUGCCUUGCAAUUAUUAUUAGAAAAAAGUUUUAGUCCUUCUGCCAAGUGCGUUCGCUAUCUGAUUAGAGCUGGUUGUAACGCACCGUCAGUUUUACAACUGGCCUUACAUAUUUCAUCGAGACGGGGAUUCUCUGCUUGUGUUCAAACUUUACUGGAUAAUAGCGCACCCAUAGACUGGCCUGAUGAAGUUGGCAACACCCCUUUAAUUUGCGCUGCUAAGGAAGGAAGAACAGCCAUUGUUGAUAUUUUGUUAGACGCUGGGUGUGACGCCAACGCAGUGAAUAAUGAAGGCCAAACCGCUUUACAUGUGGCUAGUAAGCGCGGUCACAUAAGUACUGUUAGAGCCUUGUUGGAUUUAGCUUCGCCGGAUGUUUUGGAUGUUCGUUGUGAAACACCUUUUCUUUUGGCGGCUAAAUAUAGUCAUGCUGCUAUCGUCGAAGAAUUAUUGGCUUCGGGAGUUGAUUUGCAAGUGCAAGACAAGCGGAUGAAGAGGACACCUAUCAUGUGGGCUUGUGUUGCAGAUGAUUUAGCUACGAUUCAAAUCCUUUUAUCUUCAAAUGUUAAUCUGGAAUCAAGAGAUGUUGAUUGGAAGACUGCUUUACUCUUGUCAGCAGAAUAUGGUAAUGGUACAUCGACUAAUCUAUUACUGCCUGUAACUGAUAUAUCGGCGGUUGAUGUUAGAAAUGAGGGGGUAUUGCACAAAGCCAGUAAAAACAAAUAUUUUAAAUUACAACCAUAUUUCACCAAACUAGUUAAAAGGACGGAAGUAGAUGUAAAAGCUGAGGGUGGUAGGUCACCCCUGAUGUUCGCUUCUUUUUAUUGCCAAAUUGGUAAAAUAGAAUCUUUAAUAGUCGAGGGAGCAAAUCCAAACUUAACAGAUAGGUAUGGGGCCAAUUCUCUAAUGUAUUCAGUUCUCUCUGGUGGUUACCGAGUUGAAGAUGUGGUUAAAAUGUUAAUUAGGGCUAAUUCUAAUCUUGAUAUCCGAUCGAAUGUUCGAGGCUUAGCAAAAGCGUUGAAUUUAAAAAUGAAUCUUCCACUUCGAACAUUAACUAUUGGAGAAUUAGCUUUGUUGAGAGAAGAGUAUUAUGUGAUACAAUUGCUCUUGACAUCUGGUGCUAAUGUAUGGAAGAUAUCUACUGAUGAUUUAAUACAUUACAAUCCGAACUUAGGUAAUGGUUUAAAGUAUAUUAAGUUGGUUGAGUGGUUUAAAAGAAAAGCUCCCGAAUUAAAGGUACUAUGUAGAAAAGUUGUUCUUCAAUCAUUAAAAAAUACAACAAUGAUAAGAGAACUACCUGUUUCCGAACAAACUAAACGUUUCCUCAAAUAUCAAGAGCUUGAUUCGGUCGUUUCCUUGGAGGAAAAAGAGAGCGGAAAACAAAAUUACAUUGUUCAGAAACGUUCUUCGCCACGUGUAUCUAUUAACAAGCCUUUAUAUGCUUCAUCUAUUAUGAAAUUAUCCAAGAAUAAACACUCAAGACCAGUUAGCAUGCUGGAAUUUCGAUCACCCACAGCUAAACCUCAAGCACCACUAAGAUCGUGGUCAACUUCAGCUGUUCCAUCAAAAAUGUCAAAUCAAUCCUCAAAACUGGCCGCAAAUUAUGUUAGUCCUUAUUCAAAGGAAGUAUUAAUGAAAUCUAAAAACAAUCUAUCACCGACGACGAAGAGCGUAAAGUUUAAUUUACAGGUUCAGGAGGCAGGUGAACGAGAAAGAAGAUUUACUACUGGAUUUGGUAAAUAUUUGACAAAGACGAUUUUCAAUCUGACAAAGGCGGUAGGACACGGAAAGAAAUAA
Molecule: messenger RNA, 2114 nt
Organism: Dimorphilus gyrociliatus
Lineage: Eukaryota; Metazoa; Annelida; Polychaeta; Dinophilidae
Source: the annotation of a GenBank genome assembly